UCCAACCCGUCGGGCGGCUUCUACCCGGGAGCAUCGGCAGGCUUCUCGCCGUCGCCGGGGCCGGAGUACCAGUCCGGCAGCAUGGAGCCGCCGGGGUCCAAGUCGUCCUUCAGCUACGAGGAGCUGACGAGCAUCACGAGCAACUUCUCCCGGGACAACGUGAUCGGCGAGGGCGGGUUCGGGUGCGUGUACAAGGGGUGGCUGGCCGACGGCAAGUGCGUGGCCGUGAAGCAGCUCAAGGCCGGCAGCGGGCAGGGGGAGCGCGAGUUCCAGGCGGAGGUGGAGAUCAUCAGCCGCGUGCACCACCGCCACCUCGUCUCCCUCGUCGGCUACUGCAUCGCGCAGCACCACCGGAUGCUCAUCUACGAGUUCGUCCCCAACGGCACCCUGGAGCACCAUCUCCACAGUCGCGGCAUGCCGGUGAUGGACUGGCCAACAAGGCUCAAGAUCGCCAUUGGCGCCGCAAAGGGAUUGGCGUACCUGCACGAAGAUUGUCACCCUAGGAUCAUCCACAGGGACAUCAAGUCCGCCAACAUUCUGCUCGAUUAUUCCUUCGAAGCACAGGUUGCAGAUUUCGGGCUGGCCAAGCUCUCCAACGACACGCACACGCAUGUCUCCACUCGCAUCAUGGGGACGUUUGGGUACCUUGCCCCGGAGUACGCGUCGAGCGGGAAGCUGACGGACCGGUCGGACGUGUUCUCCUUCGGCGUCGUGCUGCUGGAGCUCAUCACCGGACGGAAGCCCGUCGACCAGACGCGCCCAGGGGAGGAGAGCCUCGUCGAAUGGGCACGGCCGGUCCUCGUGGACGCCGUCGAGACGGGCGACCUCGACGCGGUGGUCGACCCCCGGCUCGAGGGCGCCUACAACCGGGGCGAGAUGAUCGUGAUGGUGGAGGCCGCGGCCGCGUGCGUCCGCCACUCGGCUCCCAAGCGCCCGCGGAUGGUGCAGGUGAUGAGGGCGCUGGACGACGAAGGGAGCAUGUCGGACCUGAGCAACGGGGUGAAGGUGGGGCAGAGCCGGAACUACCACGACUCCGGGCAGGAGGCGGCCGCCAUCCAGCAGCUCCGCCUCACCGCCUUCGCCUCCGAGCAGUACACCGGGGAGUUUGAGCAGUCGUCGGGGGAGUACCGCGGGGCCUACUCGGAGACGCAACCGAUCAACCGGAGAUGACGACGACCCAACGGCGACAGUCCGGACAGGUUUUAAUUGUUGAUGGUUUCGUAUUAGUGGAAGAGGGGGAUGUGGCUGU
Molecule: messenger RNA, 1249 nt
Organism: Panicum virgatum (switchgrass)
Lineage: Eukaryota; Viridiplantae; Streptophyta; Magnoliopsida; Poales; Poaceae
Product: proline-rich receptor-like protein kinase PERK12
Exons: 7
Coding region: 82-1170 (362 amino acids)
Biological process (GO): protein phosphorylation
Molecular function (GO): protein kinase activity; ATP binding
Source: RefSeq, a predicted model, not a curated record